AUGCAUAUCAUAGUUCAUUUAUCAAUAAAAAUUGUGCGUAUUUUACAUGUUGUUUUUUCUUUAAUAAUUCGUUUAUUAUUUUCAUUUCAUCGUGAAAAUAUUCUUGUUAAACAAGGAUCAAAAUAUAAUUAUUCAAUAAUAAUAUCUCAAUGUGGAACAAAACGAAUAAUGCGUUUUAAUAAUUUGUCAAAUGGUGCACAAGCUCAACUUGAUUUAAAUCGAGUCGAUUAUCCUUUUGUUGAAUAUAUUCAAUUGAUGAUUAUUUCAUUAACAUAUUACCCAUUUUUAUUAGAUAAUAAAAAUAUUUUAAUAAUUGGACUUGGUGGAGGAACACUUCCACGAGCUAUCAGAAAACUUUAUCCAACAUGUUCCAUAACAAUUAUUGAAAUCGAUCCUCUUGUUGAUGAAAUGGCAAAAAAAUAUUUUUAUUUUAAAGAAGAUUCAAACAUGAAAGUUAUUAUUAAUGAUGGACGAAAUUUUUUAAAAAGUUCAUUAAAUUCAAUUAAUUAUGAUAUUAUUUUACUCGAUGCAUAUGAUUCAAUGAGUGGUUUACCUUCUCAUAUGAAAACACAAGAAUUUUUUCUUGAACUAAAAAAUCUUUUAAAUCUUAAUGGUGGAUUAUUCAUUGUGAAUCUUGUUUGUAUUUAUCAAUCGUAUAUAAAUGUUCGUCUAACAAUAGAUUCAGUUUUUGGACAAAAUAAUUUAAUUACAUUUCGAUCAACUGAUUUCGUUAAUAUGAUUGUUGUUGCUUCAGCAGCAAUUGAAAAUUUUCCACUUGUUAAUCAAAAAUCAAAUAUAAUUAAUGAUAUACAAGAAAAAUUAUUAAUUGAUAUUAAUUCAUCAUUAAAAAGAAAACAAAGACAAAAACAAAUUCAUAAUCAAAAAUUAUCGGGAAUAAUUUAUAGAGACGGUAUGAAAAAUAUGAAAAGCGAACAACAAAUGUCGCUGAUAGAAUUUGUUAAUAUUGUUUAA
Rotaria socialis is the source of this 972-nucleotide messenger RNA. NCBI's taxonomy places the organism in Eukaryota, Metazoa, Rotifera, Eurotatoria, Philodinida, Philodinidae. The record is from the annotation of a GenBank genome assembly.